UACUCACAAUCUAAUAAUUCAAUUGAACACAAACGAAAAGAAGAUGAGAAUCCAAGUUGGAGGAUAUGCGUUGAUAGUUGCAGUUAUGGCAUCUGUUAUAUUACAGCAGCCUGAGUUGGUGACCGGACAAGCUAGAGUUCCAGCUAUGUUUGUGCUCGGAGACUCAUUGGUCGAUGUUGGCAACAACAACUUUAUAGCAUCCAUAGCUCGAGCCAAUUACUUGCCCUAUGGCAUCGACUUAAACUUCCGUCCUACUGGCAGAUUUAGCAACGGCAUGAACUUCAUUGAUCUGCUUGCUCAGUUGUUAGGAAUCUCAUCGCCUCCUCCCUUCGCGGAUCCAACCACAAGAGGCAAUAGAAUCCUCGGAGGAGUUAACUAUGCUUCUGCAGCUGCUGGCAUCCUCGAUGAAUCAGGCCUAAACUAUGGAGAUAGAUUCAGCCUGAGCCAGCAAGUGGUUAACCUUGAGUCGACGCUGAGCCAGUUGAGAACGAUGAUGAGUCCACAAAACUUUACGGAUUACUUGGCAAAAUCUCUUGUGAUUCUCGUUUUCGGAAGCAAUGACUAUAUCAACAACUACCUCAUGCCUAAUCUCUACUACUCCAGCAUCAGAUACAGACCUCCUGAGUUCGCCAACCUUCUUCUCACUCAAUACGCUCGACAACUUCUUACUCUGUACAGCUUAGGUCUAAGGAAAGUGUUUAUACCUGGAGUAGCACCACUAGGCUGCAUACCAAACCAAAGAGCCAGCAGAAGUGCACCGCCUGGGAGAUGCCUUGACAGUGUCAACCAAAUUCUAGGCACGUUUAACGAAGGGUUAAGAUCACUUGUUGACCAGCUGAACCAGCGAUCACCUGGAGCCAUCUUUGUAUACGGCAACACAUACGGAGCAGUUGGUGACAUCUUAAACAACCCAGCUGCUUACGGAUUCAGCGUAGUGGACAGGGCUUGUUGCGGGAUUGGGAGGAACCAAGGACAAAUCACAUGUUUGCCGAUGCAGAAUCCUUGUCCUAACAGGGCUCAGUAUGUCUUUUGGGAUGCAUUCCAUCCUACUCAGACUGCUAACUCAAUUCUGGUUAGACGAGCUUUCUAUGGCCCACCUUCUGACGCCUAUCCUGUCAAUGUCCAACAGAUGACUCUCCUUCACUAGUUUCUUUUGUGUGUGUGUGUGUGUUUCUCAGUCUU
This is a messenger RNA of Eutrema salsugineum, 1182 nucleotides long. Its product is annotated as GDSL esterase/lipase At1g71250. The record is from RefSeq and is a predicted model, not a curated record. Bases 44 to 1147 code for a protein of 367 amino acids. Gene Ontology annotation, molecular function: hydrolase activity, acting on ester bonds. The transcript is spliced from 5 exons. NCBI's taxonomy places the organism in Eukaryota, Viridiplantae, Streptophyta, Magnoliopsida, Brassicales, Brassicaceae.